Molecule: messenger RNA, 3446 nt
Organism: Dothidotthia symphoricarpi CBS 119687
Lineage: Eukaryota; Fungi; Ascomycota; Dothideomycetes; Pleosporales; Dothidotthiaceae
Product: RNI-like protein
Exons: 5
Coding region: 413-3007 (864 amino acids)
Source: RefSeq, a predicted model, not a curated record
UUGCACUUUGCAUCUAUGAACAAGUGCUUGAAACAACAAAGUGUGUAGUGACGAAAGCCAAGACGAAUUUGGUCUUCGCAUUAUAAAGAAUCGUCACGAAACCAAUCGUCAGACUCAUCCUCGUCGAAAAUCACUCGUCUCCGGUGUAACAAGGCAGCAACUAUCAGCAUUUGGUAUCUGCUACGUUGAUCAGAGGGAUUUAGGUUCGAUCAGCUUCUAUUGGAUAACGUUCCAAGGUUGAGUUCAGUGACUCAGCCUCUCACCCACGGUACGGUACAUCUGCUUCGAGUCACACAACCAUUGCGGAUAUAUAAAAGCCUUCCAGACCCGCAUUCCUUUACUGAACAUCUUGACCACUUCGUACUGUCGACUCAACGUUGUCAGGUAUUUACAACUCCGCAACUUACUCAUCAUGAUCCCGUCUUCAGCUACGGAAUGGGCUGUUGAGCUACAGCAUCAGCUUUACCUCCUCUCACCACUAGCCAAAACCGAGGAACAACAUCCUGCAUUCAUCGAUGAGAUUGUCCUCAAGGCACCUCGUCGAAAGGCGGCCGAUCCUGAUGCGGCUAGGCUCGCGAAGCAGAUCUCAAGGCUGAUGUAUCCUGCAUACGAUGAAGAUUCACUCGGGCUAUUCAUCAAGUACGAGAAGGAUAUCGUCAGGCUUCGCAAGAUGGUCAUUUUGCAGAGAAAGCGUAUUAUCGACGAGAAUACCAAGCGCAACGAGCUCAUCAACUGGGCACCGCGGAUCAGGAAGCAGGGACCAUGGAACCCAGCUACCGAUGCUGUUUCUCUCGAGGGCGCACCUAGCCUACCCAUGCCCGUCGACAUCGCAGACCCAAAAUCGCUAGCCCCGUUCUUCGAUCACCUUGCCCUCGGUGGCAACGAGUCAAAAGACUCUUCAAUCCGCGGUAUCGAUGUCGGUCUCGAAGCCGAAGAGCCAGGCUACAGCACGAGCCUACUGGAGUUCGAGAAAGGCGUGGUAUAUUCCGACCAGCGAAUGGAUCUUUGCAAGAUGGUGCUUGGUCCCAACAACAUCGGCGCUCUCAUGGAGAGCUUGAAACCGAAUCACUUCAUCACACAUUUCCUACUAGGGAACAAUAUCAUCGGCCCUCACGGUGCGCAUUGCAUUGCAGAUUUCCUGAAAGAAUACCCCAACCGGAUGGACACUUGGUACCUAGCAGGCAACUGCAUUGACACGCCUAGCUUCCGUUUGCUCGUCGAUGAGUGGGUCAAGAGCACUGUAGUGACCAACAUCUGGCUCAAGCGAAACCCAUUGGGUCCAGCUGCGGCCGAUGAUGUGUUCAGACUGAUAACUCAGACGGAGAAUCUCCGUACGCUCGAUCUUGACCAGACCGAGCUUGGAGAUGUUGGUGUCGCCAAGCUCUUCACCCUACUUGCACACUAUGAUAAGCCAGUGGCACUUCGACACAUCUAUCUGAACGCCGUUGGUAUCGGCGCGAAGGGUGCAGGUGCUAUCGCCGACUUCCUUGCGUCUCCUCACUGCGCCCUUGAUGCGUUGUAUGCGUCGAACAACCCCCUGGGAAAUGAUGGCUUGGUUGCACUGGCGACUGGUAUGCGUAAGAACAAUUCAUUGACUCGACUGACGCUGUCGUCUGUUGGUGCUGGCGAUGUCGGUGUUGUUGCGCUUUGUCAUUCGCUGCACGGUCAUAACCUGAAGGUUCUCGACCUCGACCAGAGCUACGCGACCAAGGACCUUGGUGCAAGGUUCAACUGGAUCACCGACGCCAGCGCCUCGGCCCUCGCUUCGCUAACCUCGCAUACCACUCUCAGCUAUCUCAACCUUGGCCAGUGUGCUCUAACCCAUGCCGGCCUGACACCCAUCCUCUCGCAAGUCCUCUCAUCCCCCCUCCUCUUCUUCGCCGCCUCCACAAUCUUCCCCCAAGCCCGCGACGCGCCAUCCAUUCACGCCGGCCAACGCCACGCCAAAGCCGCCGAACUGGCACGCGCACAUAUUCUGCGCAACAUCCAAGCCAAGUACGGCGCGGAGUGUUCGUACACAACAUUCAGGAAUGAGUAUAAGAGGUGGUUGGUCAAUGACAAGACGGACGUCCGAAAGAUUGACUCGGUGUAUCGGAAUCGUGAUGCGGGGCAGGCGAGGAGGGGUGGUAAGAAGCUGGUGAAGUGGUGGGAGGAAGGUGAUGAGACGUUGGAGCGGGUUAUGGGUGCUGUUGGGCCAGUUUGUGUGAGCCGGAGGGCGAAGGAGGGGUUGGAGGGCGUGGUUGGGCCGACACGCUUUGUGCCAUUGACAGGGAGGAAGACGUCAGACCGGACAGUCGGAGGACUGGACGCGAAGAGGUCGAGAAGUGCAGUAGCGGCGUCUCGCUCCUGGUUUGACUGGGGCUUUGGCGACGACAUGGAUGCAGGACGCGAGCGUGUGUUCGCACGUGUGGUGCGCUUUGAGACUCCAGCAGGAGCCUUGACUGUGGCUGGCCGGCUGAUGUGGCGUUUGAAGACGACAGCAGGUUUUUUCGAUAUCGUUGUAGAGGGCUUGGGCUGCUUUGGUGGGGAGAUGGCGUCAGUGCUCUGCUCGACGAAGCCAGAAUCGUCGUUGUCGUCGGCAGCGGGGUCGGAAUCGGAGGCCUGGUCGAAGUCUGCGUUGAUUGCGUUGAGUCGCAGCUCCAGAUGGUGUUUGAUCUGGCCGGGGCCUGCUGCGGUCGCGUCGCCGUCUACGCCAGCACGAGCGGCGGCGAUGCUGUUGUUAAUGGUGCUUUGGAGGGCCUCGAGUCGAGGGCCGGAGGGGUACUGUGUUGGGAUGCUGGAGCAUAGCUUGGUGAGGCUCUUGACGAGCCGGGCGAAGUGUGGCCAAGAUGGAUGGGCGGCGAAGUCUAGUCUUCGGGCAAGUGAAAGUGGGAGUCUCUUUCACUUCGCGAAGUCUGCUCGAGUGGCGGUCACCUUGUCUCUGGUAAAGGAGGCGCGAGGUAUAGUAAUUGUACUCACCAAGGCAUAUUGUGCCGUCGCUCAAGGAACCAAAGUGACGAAAACAUAGGAGGCGGUGCUGAAAAGAUCUCAGAGGUUUUAGAAAUAGUAGGAAAGUUGCUCGCAGUUAAUCAUAUCAUGAUUGAACAUGACUACUCGUCAAGUGACCGUAGACUGUCUCGAGCUUUGUCGCGCAAAUAAAGCACAAAGUCGUUUACAUAUUAUGUAUAGCUGAGGGGAGAUCGCCAGAGACGCAAGAUUGUUACAUGCUGAAACAAUCAAAGUAGACUGCAACGAAAUCAAGAACAUGUAGAAGCUGACAGAAGAUCUGGUGACGUCGAAAAAGGAUAUUGACUUGUCGUCCAUUGUUCAAUGGUAAGGACAGCAACAAAUGCGAUAAUUCACUGAGGUAUCAGCCUUCAGUCAAGUAGGAGACAUGUUACGAUCUGUGAGAAGACACUGUUCAAUAUGCAAAGGAUGCAACAUUGAAGUGAAGUGAUGAAUUCGGC